AUUUCGUGGAGCGUAAUACUGUUACUACGCUGCUUUUUUCAGAUGAAAUGUCUCAAGAUGUUGUAGAAAACUUAAAAACAAUAGUUGUCAAGCCUAUAGUUUACGGAAACGUUUCACGUUAUUUGGGCAAAAAGCGUGAAGAAGAUGGACGAACUCAUCAAUGGACUGCAUUCCUUCGACCUUACAAUACCAACGAAGACCUAUCCACAUUUGUAAAAAAAGUUCAAUUUAAAUUGCAUGAAAGUUAUUCAAAUCCUAUACGAAUUAUAAGCAAACCCCCUUUCGAACUAACAGAAACAGGAUGGGGAGAAUUUGAUAUAACAAUGAAAGUCAUAUUUACAGAUUCAAAUGAAAAACCUUUGGUAAUAACUCAUCUUAUCAAAUUGUUUCACUGUGACCAUGAAAUAAUGAUGGGCCAUAAAAGCUUGGUUCGAGAGAUCUACGAUGAAAUGGUGUUUGUUGAUCCUUCUCCAUCCUUUUACCGUUCGCUAAUGAGCAGAUCUCAAAUUCAUUCAAGCGUACCAGCAAUCGCACACGAAACUGAUUUUAAAGAAACGAAACGCCAAGCUCUUUAUUCUAUUCAAGAGUUGAAUAGGAAGGUUACUGAAGCAAUAGAAGUGUAUAAGAAGCAAUUAAUAUCAAGGAAGGGAAUUAUCGAAGAAGUGAAAUCAGUUGUGAAUGAAGUAGAUGCUGCGACUGUUGGCACGAUUCUUCAGUAGUUAUGUAAAUAAAUAGUUUAAACACCUUAGCUAAUGAAGCUCACCGUCUAAUUGAUGUAUAUACAUGUAUAUAAAUAUAAUCAUUGAUAAAUAGUGGUUUUUCAAGCAUAACGCCCUACUUGAAAUAAAUAUCUUCUUGACAAGUCAAUCUUAUUUUAUAUUAUUUCAUUUCAAACAAAAACCUUGCACAGCAAGGGCACCAGGUGCUGCCCUAUAC
Heterobilharzia americana is the source of this 936-nucleotide messenger RNA. NCBI's taxonomy places the organism in Eukaryota, Metazoa, Platyhelminthes, Trematoda, Strigeidida, Schistosomatidae. The record is from the annotation of a GenBank genome assembly.